Onychostoma macrolepis is the source of this 4269-nucleotide messenger RNA. RefSeq names its product protein sel-1 homolog 3. Bases 345 to 3614 code for a protein of 1089 amino acids. The transcript is spliced from 23 exons. The record is from RefSeq and is a predicted model, not a curated record. Gene Ontology annotation, molecular function: protein binding. Lineage: Eukaryota; Metazoa; Chordata; Actinopteri; Cypriniformes; Cyprinidae.
UAAUUAUGAAAUUCAAGACAUCCCUUGGCAUAUCUGCACAGGGCACAGUUAUAGCAUAAUUUUAGUACUGCAUUGGGUGCUUACUAAUAUAUUACACAUGUAGGAAAGUCGUACUAUAUUCCAAUGCAAAAUGCGGUUGUCCAGAAUCUUAUACAGCACUUAACCUGAGAGUAAUUAUUCAUGAGCUAUGCUAAGUUUGCGUUAGAGGGUGGAACGUCUCCGUUCUGUUUGCUUAAACUCUUCCAACUGCAGCUCAAACAGGAUGUUAUUCCGGGCCUGUUGGCGAGCUCAGGUACCUGCUUUGGCGUUUGAUCACAUGAAAUCCUGCACUGCAACGGUCCUUGAUGCGGAUAUGGUGCAACCAGCCAAAUAACGCAACAAUAUGCGCGACUGUGCACCAUGAACGCAGCAAAAAGCUUCAUUUUAAUCAGAUACAAGUUGUUUUAUUUAAUCCAAAUCUUCUGGUGGUUGUUGGGUUUCGCAAAGGAAUGAUGGGAGACCCGCCAAAGAGAUUUUACUGCUUGUGUUUACAUGUCAUUAUUUCUAUGUCUUUAACUGACUGUCUGAGCCGAUCCAGCACAGGUAAUGUGGCUUUCCUUGACGCACCUGACGCGCCCGUCUCCAACUGUCCUUUACGCGUUAAGUACAGCUGUUUUCAGUCCUCGGUAGUGCAUGUUCAGGUUCUGGUUUCUUUCGAUACUGGAUCUACCUCAGUCGUUUUCCACAAAUACUGGUCCUGCGACCCAGGACAUCCCAGAACCCGAGUGGUGACCUUGAGUUUUCCUGACUGGCUCGUGUACCGACCUGAUUGGAUAAUACGCGGUUCUGACUGGGUUCUCAGCUGUUUACUGCGUGCUUGGAUCGGACCGGAUGAAUCCACCGGACCUGGUAGGUUUCCUGGAACCAGUGUGACGGUUCCCCUCGAUAUCCACUCACCACUGAGUCGACCCUUCAAACAACACCAGCUUUGUGCCAAAUGGGACACAGAUUUGCUCAGGAGAGUCGGAAGAGAUGACAUGCCACAGUGCUUGGAGGAAAAUGAGGUGGCAUCUCUUCUUUCCUCAAUUUUUGCUUCUACUGGUGAACGUUAUGGCAUCAUCAAAACUCUCCAGCCAUUCAGAAAUGAAGUUUUGGAAGGGCUGCGAAUCAAAUCCAUCUUUUAUCCCUGGUUUGCUGUUUCACUUUGGGUUUUGGUGGAGAAACCUUGCAGUAACCAUUUAUGUGGACUUCUGUUCCACAUUGAUGCUGAAAAUAAUUACGCCACCCCUACAAUGUUCCUCACUGACACUGGUAAGAUUCACGUCCAGGUGCAUGGAGAUGCCGGGCACUCCUCAGCGUUCCUUUCAUCUUUUAAGGUUCCUCUUCAUCAGUGGUGUCGUAUCAGCCUGGAGAUUCUGGGACGUGUGGCCAUAAUUUCUAUUGCAUGUAUGGAAGGGCAGCAGAAAUUUGUUAGCACAGCUGAGCAUGUAUUUGGCAAGAAUGUCAUGUUGGAUGACACACAUGGAUAUUUUGUGAUUGGUGGAGGUAAAUUCACACAAGGCAUUGAAGGAUAUUAUGGACCGGCUACAUACUAUCGUAUACAGGGGCUCCCAGCAGACCAGGCUGAGAUUCACCUUCCUUCUGUAAUAUCAAAAGUGAAUAUAACCGGAUGGUUCCAGUCUUGUGAGAAUUUCAAAUCGGAGCUUUUUCUGUCUGCAACAGAUCACUCUCUCUCAGUACAGAGACCAUCAGACAGCUGUUUGAACACAUACACAGAGUUGCUACUGAAUCACAGUACCGUCAACUCAACAGAGCAGUGCAUGUUCUUCGAAACAAAUCCUUACAGACGCCACGUUGCACAGUUGACCAAACUACUAUCACAGAAAUAUGGCAGAGUGAAUGCAUCAGCUGUGGGCAGGAUUGUGUACGCUCUAGUCCUCCGUAAGAUCAGUACAGCUCACAGUCUGGAUGUUAUAACCAGGAUGAUGCCUUUCCUGCUGCAGUCUGGCUGCUUGGGAGACAAUAGAGCACUACAUCUGUCCUCUGUGCUGUACAGCGGUGGAUUCGGAGUCAGGAGACAGCCGUACAAGGCUUGGCUGUUGUCCCUUUUGGCAGCUCAGAAGGACUGGAGGUUGGCGCUCUUACGUUUAGGGCACAUGCACCAUGUUGGUGACCUGGAGGUGACCCCUGACCGUGACCUUUCCUAUGCUUAUUACAUUAACAUCGCAAGACAAACCAGCAUGGAUCAGAAGAAUCCCUCCCCACAUCAAACUUUUGUUGAGUUAAUACGUUUAAAUGAUGAAGAGACCCUGGAGGCCCAAACCAAUGAAAACGAUGAUCUGUUUUACUGGCUGAAGCUGCAGGCGCGAAGUGGAGUGGCUGAAGCUGAGCAAGCAAUGGGGCGCAUGUUAUUCUGGGGUCAGCAAGGAGUGUCUCCAGAUAUUCAGACAGCAGUGAAACACUAUGAGAGAGGUGCAACCAAACUCCAUGACCCCGUGUCCAUGUACGACUACGCCAUUGUGCUCCUUACGGGUCAGGGAGUACCAAAAGAUGUUCAGAGAGCCGUGACAUUCCUGAAGAAAGCAAUAGAACAGGGGUCUGUUCCCGCUAUCACUGCUCUGGGCUGGUACUACGAGCAGUAUGAGAAGGAUUACGAGAAGGCUGUACAUCUGUGGGAAGAAGCUGAUGCCAAAGGUCACCCUGAUGCUGCUAUGAAUCUGGGAGUUUUCUACUCUCAGGGCCUCUAUCCUGGACAGCCUGUCGACCAGUUUGAGGCAUAUAAGUACUAUUUAAAGUCAGCCCAGAGAGGACACUUAAACGGUGGCAUUGAAUUGGCUGAUAUUUGGAUUCAUGGGAUUCGCGGCCGAGUUGUCAGACGCCCGGCAGAAGCUGUUCUUUGGGUUAAAUGGGCAUCUGAACAGAAUGGAUAUCUGGGAACAGUCUUGAGGAACGGACUGAAUGCCUAUUUCAGAGGAGACUGGAUCAUGUCUUUGAUUUAUUAUCUGAGUGCGGCAGAGAGUGGAUUUGAAGCAGCUCAGUUUAAUGUGGCGUACCUGUGUGAACUCAACUCAGGCUCUUUGGAUCCAGCGCUGGUGACUCAGUGCAUGUUAAGAUAUUAUAACAUGUCAAUACAGGCUCAAGAUCCGGCUCCUUAUGCUUUGAUCAGAAUGGGAGAUCUGUUCUGUGGUGAACAGGCUUUGGGCAGAAAAGAGAUUUCUGAUGCCGCAGAGCUGUACAAGCAAGCAGCUCUCAAGAACGAACCACAGGGUUGGUAUAAUCUUGGCCUGCUUGUCCAAAGCGGAGAGUCUCUGCCUUUCAGUGUGCUUUCUGAGCUCAAUUUGCUCCACCUUCACUUAUCAGACCGACAGACGCUUCUCAGCACCUUGUACCAGAGAUGUAGAGAGACCAAUAGCACUGAUGCCUACCUGCCCUGCACACUGGCACUGUUCAGCGCACACCUGCAAUCUUUACAACUACAUCAGGAUACUGCGAUGAAGCUCAUUGCCACAGUUUCGGCUGCAGUUGGAGCUCUGUCUUUUGUAUUUGGACUAAUUAAAUGGAGGACAACACCACUCCACCAAACAUCUCGAUCCCAAACAUCUGCUUCCAGCCAAACCCAAGAGGAGGAAUCCUAAAGAAAACUGCUAGAUAACUUUUAUUAUUUGUAAACAAGUCUCAAUAUUCUGUAUGGUUUUCCUCCAUGCGAAGCACUUGUUAAAUCCUCAUUUUUGUGCCAUUAAGAGAUGCAGUAUAAUAACAAAAUGCAGUCUAACUUGAAAUUGAAGCACAAUCUGACAUUUAACUAUACAGCGAUGUACAUUCAAUUUCUAUUCGGGUGAAAAUCCUGUCAUUUAUUCACCCUCAAGCUGUUCCAAACCUGUACGAGUUGAAGACAUUUUAAAGCAUGCUGGUAACCAAACAGUUGCUGGUAGCCAUUGACUUCCAUAGUAUGGAAAAAACACUAUGGAAGUCAAUGGCUACCGUCAACUGCUGUUACAAACAUUCUUCAAAGUAUCAUCUUUUUUGCUCAACAGAAGAAAGAAACUUUUGGAACAACUUGAAGGUGAGCAAAUAAUAACAGAAUUUUUUUGGUGAACUAUGCUUUUAAUGAAACUUUUCAGAGAAAAACAACAGACUUGCAUAUAAAUUAUCCUUUUUCUACAAGUACUUUUUAAAAAUGUACAUUUUAAGAUUUUUCUUCCUCAUGUUUAUCACUAAAAUCAUCAGCGUUUCCAAAAAAAUGACAAGUAAAAGAAAUGGUUCUGAAUAAAGUAAUAUUUUAAAAUGUAA